GGUCUCUAAUCCCCCAUCUAACAUUUCUAAGUUUUUUAAGGUGACAGAGAAAUCUGCUUCAAAACCAAAAGAGCAAUUAAAUAACAAUAAACCCAGCACUUCAACCAACACAAAACCAAAUAUCUCAAAAGCUGAUAUAACACCUAAUGCACCAAAGGUUGAAUCACAUGGUACCAAUUUUGAUGUUGCAAUGUACCGGGACAUGGUGGGAGGUAUGAACUCAUCUGAAAUCUGCAAUCUCAUCAGAAAUGUCUUUAAACCUGAUAAGAAGUAUUCCUUUCCAAAGACCAAUGGCAGAAGCUUCAGGUAUGAAUGGCUAGACUUAUAUCCCUGGCUUUGUUAUUCCCCUUUGAAGGAUGGUGCAUUCUGCUUGUCAUGUGUUCUGUUUGGGGAUCGUUUUCCUGGUAAAGCUUUAAAAAUUAAAAAUUUAUUUUCUGAGCCUCUUCGUCGUUGGAGUGGUACAUCAUACACUCUGAAAAAUCAUGCUGGACAUGGUACAGGAGGAGAAAUGGGCCUGCAUGCAUGUACAUUUCCCAUACUAACAUCUUUACUUUCCCAGAUGUCAGGGAAGGCGCAGCCUAUUGAGCUCAUUUUAGAUACCAACCUCAAGAAAGAGAUUGAGGAUAACAGAAAGAAACUUGCCCCAAUUGUGGAUUCAGUAAUUUUUUGUGGCCGCCUUGGUUUACCAUUACGUGGUCACCGUGAUGACUCUAAAUACCAUCCUGACGUUGGCAGUUACUCUACAGAGAGAGUUGGUAAUUUUAUUGAGUCUCUUAAUUUUAGAGUUCGUGCAGGGGACAGAGUUUUAGAGGAUCAUUUGAAGAACUGUGGUAAAAAUAAAACUUAUAUCUCAAAAACUAGCCAAAAUAAAAUUAUCAAGUGUGUUGGACAGGUAAUAAGUGAGCAGAUUAUUCAAGAUAUUAAGGCCAGUAAAUUCUAUUCCAUCAUUGCAGAUGAGGCUGCAGAUUCUUCUCAUAAGGAGCAAAUGUCUCUUGUUUUACGUUUUGUAGAUAUUAACAUGAAUAUUCGAGAAGAAUUCAUUGCUUUCCUUGAAUGUAGAUGGGGAUUAAGUGGUGAACAACUUGCCAAGCUGAUCCUAGAAGCACUUAAUGACAUGACUUUAUCCAUUGAUGAUUGUCGAGGACAAGGCUAUGAUGGUGCAGGUGCUGUCUCAGGGCACAUAAAUGACACGCAACAUGCCUUUUGAAGAAAAUGUCCGUAAUUAUCCUGAGAGAGAAAGUCGGAAGACAAAGCUGGUAGAUGUUUGUCGGACCAGAUGGGUUGAAAGAAUCGCCGGUUUGGAUACAUUUAUUGAACUUUUCGUCCCUUUAUAUGACACAUUAAAGGAGAUGAGAGACAAUGUAGAGGGGAAUUACAGACCAAACCUUGUUGCUGAUGCAUCUAAUUUUUUUGAUCUUAUAGGAAAGUUUGAAUUUAUUGUAACUUUGGUAAUUUCCCACAAUAUUCUGGAUCGACUUCUUCCUGUUACUUUAUUGCUACAGGGAAAGAGUAUUGAUAUUAUGGAUGGAAUUCACUUAAUUAACACUAUGAAAAAUGAUUUUAUUAGUUUUAGAAAUUCCAUUGACACUUUCCAUGAAAUCUGGUAUGCAGAGGCAGUUGAUUUAGCUGCACGAAAGGUUGGAAUAGAAGAGAGCAAGCCACGGACAGUAGGAAGACAAACAAGCAGGUCCAAUCCUCCGUAUAAGACAAUCUCGGAGUAUUAUAAGCGUAUCAUAAGUAUCCCUUUCGUUGACCAUAUUAAUUCUGCUUUACAACACAGAUUCGACACGGAUAGUGUUAACGUUUAUAAAGGAUUAAGUGUUAUACCAACGAAAAUGAUGUCUUUGAAAGAGAAGGGGAAAGACUGGCGUGAUGGAUUCAAAGUUGUUGCCGAUUUUUACAUUGAUGAUCUACCUUUUCCCUUAGCUCUAGAUGCUGAACUGUCAUUAUGGACGUCUUAUUGGGAGACCUACAAAGGACUUCUUCCUGACAAUAUUCCAACAACUUUAAAAGCUGUUAGCUUUGAUGGUUUUGAAAAUAUUAAAGUUGUUCUUCGUAUUUUAGGAACACUGCCCAUCACUUCAUGUGAGUGUGAAAGAACUAUUUCGGCACUGAGAUCACUGAAGAACUACCAGCGUAGUACUAUGGUUGAGGAACGGUUGAAUGGUCUAGCCCUAAUGCAAAUUCAUCAGGAGAUAAUUCCAGAUGUUGAGAAAGUAAUUGACAAAUUUGCAGAAGGAAACACCAGGUUGAAAUUUUCCUAAUUAUCCUAUAACAGUGUAUAUUUCAUAUUUUUCGACCAAAAGCUCUUAAUUAAAGGUUGAACGUUAAAACUCUUU
This is a messenger RNA of Dendronephthya gigantea, 2339 nucleotides long. Its product is annotated as 52 kDa repressor of the inhibitor of the protein kinase-like. The transcript is spliced from 2 exons. NCBI's taxonomy places the organism in Eukaryota, Metazoa, Cnidaria, Anthozoa, Malacalcyonacea, Nephtheidae. The coding region runs from base 191 to 1207 and encodes 338 amino acids. The record is from RefSeq and is a predicted model, not a curated record.